Messenger RNA from Acomys russatus (golden spiny mouse), 608 nucleotides. RefSeq names its product stimulator of chondrogenesis 1 (gene Scrg1). The transcript is spliced from 3 exons. The record is from RefSeq and is a predicted model, not a curated record. Lineage: Eukaryota; Metazoa; Chordata; Mammalia; Rodentia; Muridae. Bases 127 to 423 code for a protein of 98 amino acids.
UUUGUAAAGAGCCCUCGGUCCAGCACCUCCUCUCGUCUCUUUUUGCCCAGACUACCCAGUGAGCUGGAACAUUUAAGAAGAUUCUUCUGCCUAUAAUACUGAAAAGAACAAAAAGGAACCAACGCCAUGAGGAAAUUUGUGGUACUUGUCAUCCUCGGUCUCACUUUGCUGUUAGGAACUCAAGGCAUGCCUUCAAGUCGCCUCUCCUGUUACAGAAAGAUGCUAAAAGAUCGCAAUUGUCACAGCCUUCCAGAGGGCAGAGCCGACCUGACGCUGGUGGAUGCAAACGUGCAGCAUCACUUCUGGGAUGGGAAGGGGUGCGAGAUGAUCUGUUACUGCAAUUUCAGCGAAUUGCUCUGCUGCCCAAAAGACAUCUUCUUUGGACCAAAGAUCUCCUUUGUGAUCCCCUGCAACAAUCACUGAGGAUCUGCGCGCAUUCUGGAGACCACAGCCCCUAAUUUCCCACAAACUGUCUCAGUGCAGCAAAAUUUCUGAUCUCCUCCCAGUGUAUUAAGGCAUAGAUUCUAUCAAGUCUUACUUGUUCGAGUAAAGCCUGCCCUAAAGUGGUAAUAAAAGUUGUUUCCACUUGGCUUGUCUCUGUGGAUGUU